UUGCAGGAGAGUCAGUUGUUUUCAAGUCCAAGUUCAAAACAUGACAUCGUUUUCAGCCAGUACCUUGGAAAAAAAACUAAAUGAUCUCUCCAACACUCAACAGAGCGUCCAGACACUAUCCCUGUGGCUGAUACACCACAGAAAGCACGCUAAAUUGGUGGUACAAACAUGGAAUAAAGAAGUUCACAGAGCUAAGCCAGCUAAAAAGCUAACAUUGCUAUACCUGGCCAAUGAUGUCCUCCAGAAUAGCAAGAAGAAGGGGUCAGAAUUCAAUGCCGAGUUCAAAGCUGCUCUGCCAUCUGUCUUUAAACAUUGCUCACAGGAAACAUACAAAGAUGCUACAGUUAAAGGCAUGGGAAGGCUUCUCAAAAUAUGGUCAGAAAGAGGAGUUUUUGAGCUGUCUUAUAUAGAAAAACUCAGAAAACUUACCAACUAUGAACCUCCAAUAGAAGCAUCACCACCUCCAAGUAAAAUAGCUCGACUGGAUAGUGCUAGUGAUGAACCAGCAGAACCUCCAGAUGCUGAGGAACUAAUUAAAGCGCUACAAGAACUAGAGCAGUCAGCUUCUCAAGAUGCUGUGGUUCGAGAAAAAAUAGCUAAUUUACCAGCAGAAGUUCAAGAUGUUUCCUUACUAGAAAAAAUUGAAGAUAAGGAAACAGGAGAUCGCUUGACACGGAUUGUGGAUAAAGCAUGUGUGUUGUUAGCUGAGUACAAUGGAAGACUUUCUGCUGAGAUGGAAGAUCGUGUAACUCUCUCAAAAAUGUUGUCUUCCUUUCUUGCGCUUCAAAAAGAUAAACUCGCAGAAACCGAAAAAAGAUUAGAGGAAUUCAGAGCAAAACUCGAUAAAGUCACGAUGGUAAGAAAGGAGCUCAAAUCUCAUCUCGAUAAUCUACCCGACCUUUCGAAGCUACCCGAUGUAGAUGGUGGCCUUCCUCCUCUACCUUCAGCAGGGGAUCUCUUCGCAAGCUCCUCUGGACAGAAAUCCUGACACGCAGAUCGACAUGUAAAUUGUUGAAAUUCUUAUCUUGGUGGAUUUUUUAAACUGAUUUUUUUAAGGAUUUAGCACAGGGAGCCCAUUAAAGAUUAAAGUGAAAGGUAAAAAUAAAAUCGUGGGGAAAAUUGACCUUAUUUUUUUUAUUCGAGGUCAAUAGAGAUAAUGGCCUAUUAUGUAAUGCAAGCGAGUGAAAAAAUCGUUCGAAAAUGCACUAGAACAUUUUUUUUUCGUGGGCGCCUUUGUUUUCCUAUAUAAUUCCCUAUUGUAUGACAUAUAGUCAAUACCUUAUUUCCUCCAUUUAUUUAAGCCUCAAGACUUUACCAAGCAUUCCCUAGUAGUUCUUUGAUUACACGUUACGACAUCGCGGCUUCUGGGGGAAGCGUUUGUGCCAUUCAACAAUAUAUUUCUUAUUAGUAUCCAUUGUUAAGGGCGCCACAUAAAGAAAAUACGAUAUGUACACAGGGUAUUUACUUAUUUUUCCAUUUCAUUUUUACCUAUUGGGCUCCCUGUGGACUCAGUUUGUGAACUCUACUUUAGUGUGUCUGUCUUUAGAAGAGUAUAAUUUAUGUAUAGCAAGUUUUGUAGUUGGUGGUUUGUCAGUAUUUUUAAGGGACAGGAGACAAAGACGAUGUGAUUCAAGUUAAUCGGCCAAUAGAAUGUCGUCAAUCAAAUAUAUCGUUCGGUACCUUUACAUACUCCGAUUGACGGCAGCGUAUUGCUAGUCUGCGUGCAGCCGGACUUUUCAGUCAGUUAGAGGCCGGCUUCACGCAGGCUAUGUAUUGCCGGAUUUUCCUGUCGCGACUUCUGUCUCGAUCAGCAUAUAGCAAUGAAAACAGUGUUGAUGGACGUAAUGUUUAGCCAUUUGAGACCACGUGAGAAUAAGAUUGCUUGUGUUGUACCAUAUGCAUUUGUCUUUUCAACCGUUAAGCAAAGAAAUGAUACUCUAGGGAAUGACACCGUGUGGAAAUGGUAAUAGUCCAUGUCACAGUUCCCAACGCGAUCUUGAAAGGUAACAGUGUCUGUGCAUCGAAGCGAGAAYGGCGGUGACCCUUCAAUGUUWAAAAAAAUGCGAAAACAGUGUACCAUCCCUCUUACAACUUGACACCCAACGAUUUGUGUAAACAACCAAUUAUAGUCGGUGUUACAUUGUAAAUAUUUAGCGCACCCCAGUCUUGUUCGGUUACCGUUGCGAGAUGAGUCACAGAGAACGUUGCAAAGCAUAACAUCCCACUUUUCGUGCAGCGGCAACGUUUUUAUUUCUUCUCGUAACGAAAUUAUAAAACUACUUGCAAAGAAAACUGCUUCGUGUAACAGUACAUAUACUGUAAGCUUACGGCCCUGGCUAAACGAGAAAACAUAUUUCCAGAAAUAUGUUUCCCUAAAUGUUUCCUAAGGUGGCAAAACUGUCAGGAAACAUCGGGAAACAGUGUUUCCAAAAUUUGUUGCACGCAGCAAUGUUUCGCAUGUGGCUAAACUGGGAAACAUGCUCGCGGUAAACAUGUUUCCUCGUUUAGCCAGGGCCUAUAAGUCAGUGAUUUGCCGUGUUUUUCCCAAUCACCUUUGCUUCGUCUUGUGUGAACAACGUGCUGAAAAGGAAACAUGCGACACUGCAAGGACAAUAUAUCAAAACACUGUAUUUGCUUUCUACGUCUUGUUUGCUGUGUUAAUCUUCCAACGUGUAAAUAAGAUUGGCAAAAAUAAGGUACGGCUAUGAAUAGACCAUUGUCGAGUUCCAAAUUACCGCUGUGUUCCUUGAUUACAGACUCAUUUACUCAGGCUUAGCCUCGAAUCAGUGUCUAAUUAUUCCCAAAUACCAAUGGUAAAGUAAAGGAAGUAAAUUCAGCGAUACAAACAUUUUGAAAUUUCACGGACGUUUACUGGAACACGUGAAUAUUCUAAACAAAAUCGGGGCUAACCCUGAGCAACAGAGAACUCGAAACUGGGGUAUUUACUGUAUCUUAUUUCACUCAUUCUAAAACGACGCAAGAAGAGGUUUGGAAGGUCUUCCUAACCAGCUAACUACUGUAUUCGAACUCACUAAAUCAUAAAUACGAGUCAGUCGUCUUAUUAAGUAAAAACCUAAUUUCAUACAUAAA
Actinia tenebrosa (Australian red waratah sea anemone) is the source of this 3090-nucleotide messenger RNA. RefSeq names its product regulation of nuclear pre-mRNA domain-containing protein 1B. Gene Ontology annotation, molecular function: RNA polymerase II complex binding. The record is from RefSeq and is a predicted model, not a curated record. Lineage: Eukaryota; Metazoa; Cnidaria; Anthozoa; Actiniaria; Actiniidae. Gene Ontology annotation, biological process: mRNA 3'-end processing.